AUCUUGUUUCUUUCUUACAUGCUAUUCAUUUUUAGUGGUUGAAUUUCCGUGUAGCUUUGGGAAGAUACGUAGAUCACUUUAACCAACUUCUUAAUUUAAUAUUGUUUGCUAAUUCGGUGCCGGAAUGAAUGAAAGGUCCUAGCAAACACAACCUGUUGCCUCAGGCUCAUACUUUUUCUGUGACUCCUGCAACUUUUUUUUCCCCCUUUUCACUGUUUGGAUUUAGAACCCCCAUUUCACAGGUAGCUUUGGUAGAACAACUUUUUCAGUUGCUGCAACUGUGGCUUCCAAGACUUUCAUUGGAUAAAAGCCAGUUCCUUUGCAGGAUUUUCCUGCCUUUUCAAUUAUUAUUAUUUUUUGGUUGAAGGGAGUUUAAUGGUUCUGUGAAGGAAUAAUAUUUGAGAAAUAGGAAAUCAAGAAUCAGCUUAACAAGCAGGUUUCUAGAACCCAAGAGUUUAGUCAUGUCUGUGACAUUAUUAUGGGUUGUCUCUUCACCCAGCUUAGAGGUAUCGAAUUCAACUGGUUUGCUUGAUUCUAUCCGAUAUGUGAAGGGAUUAGAUUCUUCCAAGUUCAUAUCCCGAGAUAUGGGGUCAAUUAGAGCAAAGAAGGAUAAGACAAAGAGAUGGAGAUGUUGCUCUUUGAGUACAGAUAUGAAGUAUGCAUGCGUUGGUCAGUCUGGCUUAGAGAGUGCUAGCAACUUCCCUCUGCUAUCGAAUGUGCUCGCAAACCCAGCAGCAGGAGAAGUGGCUUUUUCAUCGGAGCAGAAGGUCUAUGAUGUGGUGCUGAAGCAGGCAUCCUUGGUUAAGAGGAAGCUGAGCUCUACUGGUGAACUUGAUGUGAAACCAGAUAUUGUUCUGCCUGGGAAUUUGAGCUUGUUGAAUGAAGCUUAUGAUCGUUGUGGAGAAGUUUGUGCAGAAUAUGCUAAAACAUUUUACCUGGGAACUCUCCUAAUGACCCCUGAAAGGCGAAGAGCUAUCUGGGCAAUAUAUGGUGAGUGUUCAUACUCAUUUAGGAUUUGUUUUCCAAAUCUUUUAUUUGUGUCCAUGCAGCCAUUUAAAGAUAUGAUAGAAGGAAUGAGAAUGGAUCUUAGGAAGUCGAGGUACAAAAACUUUGAUGAACUGUAUCUCUACUGUUACUAUGUUGCUGGGACAGUUGGUUUAAUGAGUGUUCCAAUCAUGGGCAUUUCACCGGAUUCAAAAGCCACAACAGAGAGUGUAUACAAUGCUGCCUUGGCCCUAGGGAUUGCAAAUCAGCUAACCAACAUACUCAGAGAUGUUGGAGAGGAUGCCAACAGAGGAAGAGUGUAUCUACCACAAGAUGAGUUGGCUCAAGCAGGGCUUUCAGAUGAUGACAUAUUUGCCGGUAAGGUGACAGACAAGUGGAGGAACUUCAUGAAGAGCCAAAUUAAAAGGGCGAGAAUGUUUUUUGAUGAGGCGGAAAAGGGAGUGAUGGAGCUUAAUGAAGCUAGCAGAUGGCCGGUAUGGGCGUCAUUGCUAUUGUAUCGCCAGAUAUUGGACGAGAUUGAAGCUAAUGAUUACAACAAUUUCACUGAGAGGGCUUAUGUGAGCAAAGCCAAGAAGUUACUUUCUUUACCAAUUGCCUAUGCUAGAUGUAUGGUUCCUCCAAUAAAGUUAUCUCCAGUAAUGAAGGCAUAGAUUGUGCCCCAUAUAAAGUUAUGUAUAAAAAUGGACAAGGAGGAUAAAAAAAAAGUGGAAGCGCAAUUUGUAUAUGAUUUAUUAAGGCUUGUAUUCGUUAUCCACUAAUUGUAGUUAACUAGUACGUGAGCCGUGCUAAUCAUGGGCUAGACAUAUUUUUUAAAUAAUUCAAGAUAACUAAUGGUAGAUAUAUAUUUGCACCGAAGAGUCCGAAAACCACCCAGAUUUUUAUUCACCAAAUAGUUUCA
Molecule: messenger RNA, 1903 nt
Organism: Gastrolobium bilobum
Lineage: Eukaryota; Viridiplantae; Streptophyta; Magnoliopsida; Fabales; Fabaceae
Product: phytoene synthase 2, chloroplastic
Exons: 6
Coding region: 462-1655 (397 amino acids)
Biological process (GO): carotenoid biosynthetic process
Molecular function (GO): geranylgeranyl diphosphate synthase activity
Source: RefSeq, a predicted model, not a curated record